Zygosaccharomyces rouxii is the source of this 3249-nucleotide messenger RNA. It is a transcript of the gene SPT23, whose product is annotated as Spt23p. Gene Ontology annotation, cellular component: nucleus. Lineage: Eukaryota; Fungi; Ascomycota; Saccharomycetes; Saccharomycetales; Saccharomycetaceae. Gene Ontology annotation, molecular function: transcription coregulator activity; protein binding; double-stranded DNA binding. The coding region runs from base 1 to 3249 and encodes 1082 amino acids. The transcript has a single exon. Gene Ontology annotation, biological process: regulation of transcription by RNA polymerase II. The record is from RefSeq and is a predicted model, not a curated record.
AUGUUACAUCAGGUUAAAAAUGAGUCGUUAUUUCCGAUUGGAUCCGGUAAUGGGAAUGGAGAAGACGUUAAUAUGCUAGAAUCUGAUCUUUUGGAUGAUUUUAUGUUUGGUCGUCAGGAUAGACCUGACGAUGAAGAUGCAAUCUUUAACUCUUUUAUUAAGACCGAUCAGCUGGAAGACCCAACAGCAGUUGUAGAUGGGAGAAUAUUCAAUAAGCCAGUAGUUGAGGAACAGCAGGAAGAAGUACCAUUUGUUAGUAGUGGCGAAGAACAAGCACCCGCUUCGCCACUACAGGAGCCUCAGCAACCCAAAUCACCACCUUUGACUACAUCGGAUUACGAAAAACAUUGUCAAGAACUUGUUGACCAUUCGUUGGUAUUCGGAAGAACAGAACCUUUGCAUACUGCCUAUGUGAACCCAUUAGAUUAUUUACACAUUGACGGUAAUUCGUUGCCAUACCAGUUGCAGAUUUCCGGAUUACCUGAUGUCUCCAGAGUGGAGAACCAAAUUAAAUUAGAAUUUAGAGUAUCGCCUCCAGUGAAGCAGUGCAUGAUUCAUUUACCAACAGAUUGUAUCGCAAGACAUAAGUUUUAUCUGGAGAAGGACGUUUCCGCAUACCCACAAGAGUUUCAAGAUCAAUUACUCUUUGCAGAAGCUUUUUUACUGUGCUCUUCAAACGAUAAAAAUACUUAUGUUUGUACAAGGUGUGUGAAAAGAGAACAUAGGAGAGCUUCUAGAAGGAAAUCGGGUUUGAGUGACAAUAUGCUAUGGUGUAAUAAUGAGAAUAGGAGAGCGAUUAUUUUCAAUAAUAAACAGGUAUUCGUGGCCAAGGGUUCAGAUGGUGAUUCUACGCAAGGUGAUAAAACGUUUGAAUUGACCGCUAGAGUUGUAUGCUACUGUAGACAUCAUAAAUCACCGGAUGGAUUUAAAAUUCUAUUUGUGCUGAAGAAUUCCAAAGGUGAAGUGUUGGCUAAAACUGUUAGUAGUAAUAUCAUGAUUAUGGAUAAAAAACCUCAGCUAAACUCCAGUGAAUCAGUAGGUAACAUACAUUCAAAUGCUAAUAGCAAUAAUAACAUGGAUUCUGGUGCAGAUACAGCGACAGAAUUGUUUUCCAACACAAAUUUUGGCGAAUUUCCAACAACUACCUCAGCAAGUGAGUAUAACAGUAACAAUAUCAAUGUUGUUACAAACAGCGGCGCUCCAAGUGUAGACAUGGAAUCCACACCGGGUAAAUACUUCUCCAUGGGUGAACUUUCUCCACCUCCUGGUGGUCUUGAGAUGCCUGAUGGCAAUGACAAUCCUCCUGACGGCUUCAAUGGCGGUAACAUUAGCGAUCAUUUGGUAGCAAGGGGUGUAAUGCCGUCACCUACAUCAAUGAGCGAAGAUGGCUCAGAAUCAUAUCUAUCGGCAAUGGAUCGUAGGCGAACCUCUGGUCCUCUUGGUUCUGGAUCAGCUGCAUAUGCCCGUACCAAGAAUUAUCAAAGAAAGAGACCCCGUCAUGAUACCGCUAUGGAUGACGGCGAAGAUGGUGGGUCUUGGUCAAGUUCUUCUGUUGGCAUAAUUUCGGGUAAACCGGUGGUAACUCAAAGGCCUUCAACCAGUGGACCAACUCAAACCACACAAGAAGAUUGUCCCUCGAUACAACGUGUCAUACCUUCACAGGGCCCCAUAAAUGGUGGUAUAGAAAUCACUUUAUUGGGAUCAAAAUUCAAAGAUGGGUUAGUUGUGAAAUUUGGGGAAAAUGUUGCAUUAUCCACACAAUGUUGGAGUGAAACUACAAUGGUCACUUGUUUACCUCCAGCUUCCUGUGCUGGGCAAGUUUUCGUUACUGUGAUAAAUCCUGCGGGUUCGAGUAACAACGCUGCUUCAGAAGUACAGAUAAGCAAUCAAGCGACUUUUACCUAUAUGGAUGAUACGGAUAGACAGCUGAUCGAAUUAGCAUUACAAAUUGUUGGGCUUAAGAUGAAUGGUAAAUUGGAAGAUGCGCGUAACAUCGCCAAGAGGAUUGUUGGUAAUGAUGAUUCACCAAAGGGGAACUCACCAUCACUGUCUACAGGUAAUGAUAAUAAUGCUGGUGGUUCGAUUCAGGAUGCCUUUGAUAACAAACUAAUGUACUCUGACGAAAACUUAUUAGUCAAAGUAAUUAGAUCUUUGCACGUUAACUCAAAUCUAUCGAUGUGUGAUAGUUUGGGACGUACUUUGUUGCAGCUAGCAUCAUUGAAGGGAUAUCACACACUUUGCUCAGUACUCAUCAAAAAAGGUGCUCGUGUCAACGAUAGAGAUUCAUUUGGAUUUUCUCCAUUACACUUUGCAUGUGUUGGAGGUGAUACCAAAGUAAUACGAUUGCUACUGCAGUGUAAAGCAGAUCCCACGGUUAAGGCCCAUAAUGGUGUCUCUUGUAAACAACUAUUCGUGGUCAACCAUGGUACCAAGAAAGAUAAUUAUCAAUAUGUGGAAGACGUUUUGCGAAUUUUUGAUGAAUUUAACCAGUCGAAUUCCUUUAGCAAGCCCAUGAGGAAAUUAUCAGACGCCAGUUUCAACUCAAGCCUAUACGAUACAGAAUCGUUGGAUUCUUUGGAUGCCGGAAAUGGACCCGUACAAGCUUCUGGUGCUGUUGGCGAGUACAGCGCAUCUGAUCAUGAAGAGAGUGAAUUGGAAGAAGAUGGCGAUGAAGAUUUGCUAGCGGAAGAUGAUUCUCCAAUUCCAGUGACGAGUGCACAACCAGUAGGAACGAGUGAUGAUAACGCUAUAGAUCAUUCAAAUACUCAGGCAAUGGAUGGCAAGUUACUCAAUAAAAUGUUAAGCUAUUUGAAUGAAGGUCUUCCAAAAUAUGAAGAUCUAUAUCCCAAUUCACCACAGGAUGAUGCUAAUAAGUUGAGAGAAGUGAGCCGUGACAACAACGAUAGGCCUGGUUCUACAGCAGAGGAAUCGCAAAAUUCAUCAGAAGAUGAAGAAGAUGCACUGCAACUGAGGUUAAACAGAUUUUUCCAACAGAGACAGAAUUUCCAAAAUGACAAAAUGCUUUUAUUUUUCUGGCUACCGUUGACGGUCGUCUUAUUGUCAUGGUAUGCUUUGUUCAAGUUCGGUCAAGACGGUGAUUAUGUACACUACUUCAGCAAUAUGGUGGCUGAACAAUUAAGAGUUCUGUUGGCAAAAAUAAUAUUGGGUAACGAAAGAAUGAAGACUGCAUUUAAAGAACAGCUAACGAUGUUUCAGAAUACAAACAUCUUAAGCGUCAAUGCAGAAUGA